AUACCUGGCUUAUUCGUGUUUGCUCUCAUUUUCAGCCCCAGCAAAUUUUUGCAUUUUUUGGAUGAAUUAAAAUUAAUUGUAGCUUCGCUAUGACUUCAUUGGAGGCAGAUACGGUGCUGUACAGCAUUUUGGCUUUAGUUAUUGUGGAAAAUGUUCUGGAGAUAUAUAUUGCAUUGAGACAGGUGAAAGUCUAUCGCAAUGCAUUGAAAGUACCCGGGGAGCUCACCUCCCAUAUGAGUGACACAACAUUCCAUAAGGCGCGAAAAUAUGGCCAGGAUCAGGAGAAUUUUGGCAUUUUCAAGGCAUUGCUGAUGGAUGUUCUAUUGCUUUGUGUGGAAUUGUAUAUAGGAUUGAUUGCCAUACUGUGGCAACACUCAUUGGACAUUGUCAACUAUUUGCAAUGGGAUGUGAGCAACGAGAUUGUGGUUAGCUGCGUCUUUGUGGUCAUCUCGAAUGUGUUGAGCACAUUCAAGGCUCUGCCCUUUAAGAUUUACAAGACCUUUGUACUGGAGGAGACGCACGGAUUCAAUAAGCAGACAGGCGGAUUCUUUGCCUGGGAUCAGUUGAAAGGCUUCCUUGUCACGCAAGUUUUAAUGGUUCCCAUCACCGCGGCCAUUAUUUUCAUAGUCCAGCGUGGUGGUGAUAAUUUCUUCAUCUGGCUGUGGUUAUUCACGGGCAUACUUUCCCUGGUAUUGCUCACCGUUUAUCCCAUCUUUAUUGCACCGCUCUUCGAUAAGUACACGCCAUUGGAAGCGGGACCACUGAGACAGUCUAUUGAAGAUUUGGCAGCCUCCCUCAAGUUUCCCCUUACAAAACUUUAUGUAGUCGAGGGCUCGAAACGUUCUUCGCACAGCAAUGCCUAUUUCUAUGGCCUGUGGAACUCAAAGAGAAUUGUCCUAUUCGAUACCCUGCUCCUCAACAAGGGCAAAUCCGAUGACUCUGAGCUGUCAGAUGAUGAGAAGGGCAAGGGGUGCACAGAUCAAGAGGUUCUGGCCGUUCUGGGUCAUGAACUUGGCCACUGGAAAUUGGGUCAUGUGACCAAGAACAUUAUCAUUAUGCAGGUUCAUUUGCUGCUUAUGUUCCUGGUCUUUGGCUAUCUCUUCAAAUACGCACCAUUCUAUGAGGCAGUCGGUUUUGCGCCGGGCGUUCGUCCGAUUCUGGUGGGCCUGCUGAUUGUGUUCACCUAUGUGAUGGCUCCCUACAAUGCCAUCAUGAAUUUCGCCAUGACAAUUCUCUCGCGUCGCUAUGAAUAUCAGGCCGAUGAGUUUGCCUUCAAACUGGGAUUCGCCGAUCAACUGGGACAGGCAUUGAUCAAACUAAAUCUGGACAACUUGGGUUUUCCCGUCUACGAUUGGUUAUACUCCACCUGGAAUCACUCACAUCCCACUUUACUGCAACGUUUGGCACGUCUCGAAGAAUUGAAGGAGCAGAAGAAGUUAAAGUAGAUACUAAGAGCAGACCAAAGUAUAAUUAUUGUAUACUGUUCCCAUUUUUUAGUCCAAAUAAAGGAACACACACAAACACA
Drosophila willistoni is the source of this 1525-nucleotide messenger RNA. RefSeq names its product CAAX prenyl protease 1 homolog (gene ste24a). Bases 90 to 1445 code for a protein of 451 amino acids. Lineage: Eukaryota; Metazoa; Arthropoda; Insecta; Diptera; Drosophilidae. The record is from RefSeq and is a predicted model, not a curated record. Gene Ontology annotation, biological process: CAAX-box protein processing. Gene Ontology annotation, molecular function: metalloendopeptidase activity. Gene Ontology annotation, cellular component: endoplasmic reticulum membrane. The transcript has 2 exons.